Molecule: messenger RNA, 918 nt
Organism: Sphaerulina musiva SO2202
Lineage: Eukaryota; Fungi; Ascomycota; Dothideomycetes; Mycosphaerellales; Mycosphaerellaceae
Product: short chain dehydrogenase/ reductase
Exons: 2
Coding region: 1-918 (305 amino acids)
Source: RefSeq, a predicted model, not a curated record
AUGACAUCUCUACACUUCACAAUCGAUGACAUUCCCGACUUACACGGCAAGAGGGUCAUUAUCUCAGGAGCAUCUGCUGGCAUCGGCUUAGCCGCAGCAGAAAUCUUCGCAACCAAAGGCGCCUGGGUCCUCAACCUCGACCUUAAUCCCCCUGAAAAAGAAUCCCAGGCCCCAAAAAAUGGCACAAUCGAGUACAGACGAUGCGACGUUUCGAGCUGGGAGCAAUUGACCGCAGCGUUUCAAUAUGCGGGCAACAUCGACAUUGCCGUCGCGAAUGCAGGAAUUUGCGAGGAAACAAAUUACUUCGAAGAUACAUUUGACAGCGUAACGGGAAAUUUAAUCGAGCCGGAAUAUCGCGUUCUGGAUAUCAAUAUUCGAGCAGUUUGCAAUUUCACCAAACUCGCCCUGAGCCAUUUCCGCAAACACCCGGAGCGCGCAGGCAGCAUCGUCAUCAAUUCGAGCGCUACUGCAUAUGCUCCAGAGCAAUCACUCCCAGUCUUCAGUGCGAGCAAACUUGCCCUCAUCGGCCUCGUCCGCGCGCUGCGUUCUUCACUCAGUUGCGAGAAUAUUACUAUCAAUUGUGUUGCGCCCGCAGCGACGAUUACGAGUCUCCUUCCAGCACACCUUGCUAAGCCGAUUAUUGAAGCGGGUCUGCCGGUGAGUUCGGCCAGUUUUGUCGGUCUGGCUAUUGUGUUCUCUGCCGUGGCAAGUCAACGGGGCGCGGUGGAAUUGUAUGGCAAAGAUCACGAGGAUAGGCUGUCGAUGAAGUCGAGAUGGCAUGGACGUACUAUUGUGACGAUGGGAGAGACGUAUACGGAGGUCGAGGGUCCGAUUGCUGAGUUGCGGCCGCAGUGGUUUGGUGAGGAGAAUGCUAGACUUACUCGUUUGCAACAGAGCGCGACGGAUUUUCGGAAGUGA